Molecule: messenger RNA, 1443 nt
Organism: Trypanosoma conorhini
Lineage: Eukaryota; Euglenozoa; Kinetoplastea; Trypanosomatida; Trypanosomatidae
Product: putative membrane transporter protein
Exons: 1
Coding region: 1-1443 (480 amino acids)
Biological process (GO): transmembrane transport
Cellular component (GO): membrane
Molecular function (GO): xenobiotic transmembrane transporter activity; antiporter activity
Source: RefSeq, a predicted model, not a curated record
AUGGAGUAUAAAAAGCUGGCCAACGGCCCGCCUCAGGAGGAAUGCGCCGAGUGUGUAGUGCCUACGCAGAGGGAACUCCUUUUGGAGGUUCUGCGCAUAGGUGUUCCGCUGUCAGCUUCUCAGCUAUCGCAGUUUAGUUUUAUGAUCGUCAUGUUUUUUUUCGCAGGUCAUCUGGGUGUGGAAGAGCUAGGAAGUGUUUCCAUCGCUCUCGGCAUUCUCAACGCGACCGGAUUCGCUUUUGGCAGUGGACUCUGUGGGGCGCUGGAGACGCUUUUAUCGCAUUCCUACGGACAGGAUCCGCGAAGCAUCAUGUACGGGGUUUAUGCCCAGAGGAUGUUUCUUAUACUCAUGAUUUUUACAAUUCCUCUGGCUAUUUUGCUGAGUUGCUUGACGCCAAUAUUGGUAGCUAUCGGUGAACCUGCUCAUGUGGCGGCGGAGGUGGGCUCAUUUUGUGUCAUCUGCGUCAUUGGAUUGCCGCCGAUUAUGUUGUUGGAACUGCUUCGACGUUAUUAUGCGAGUCAGCACCGCUCGAAUCCGGUUUUUGUGGCCUUGGUGAUGGCCGCAAUUAUAAAUCCACUCCUACAGUACGUCUUUGUCUAUUUUUUUGGAUACAAAGGGAUUGCGUUGGGGUGGGUGAUUCUUCUUGUGGCCAUGGAUAUCGCCCUACUUGCCUACCUUAGGCUGAGCGGUCUGUAUCGUUAUACGUGGGGUGGCUGGAGCAAGGCGGCGCUUAGCAACUGGGUUCCCAUCUUGAAGCUGGCUAUUCCAUCCCUUGGGAUGGCCUUUAGUGAGUGGAGUGCAAUGGAGGUAAAUUCCGUCUGUGCAGGUUUUAUGCCUUCUGUGCAGUUGGCUGCAUAUGCCAUUAGUAGUCAGGUGGCGAACCUAUGUUGGAGCGCGGUGUCUGGCUUUUUUAUGGCCAGCACCGUCUUGGUAGGGAAUUGUGUUGGCGAAGGCCACCCACAAUUGGGACGACGCUACGCAAUUUUGUCCUUCAUAGUUGUGUUAGUCGUCGCCUGCGUGAACGUCACUGCGGCCUGGAUCUACCGAAAGGAAAUUGCUUAUGUAUUCACUGAGGACAGCGAGGUUGUAUCUAUAUUCGCGGAAAUUACUCCCUUUUUCUUGGUGUAUCACAUGUUGGAUUCCAUCCAAUGCAACUUUUUGGGGAUUUUGCGCGGCUGUGGGCUUCAGGUCGUUGGCGUUGUCAUUGUUUUUGUGGGCCUGACGAUUGUAGGAAUGCCGCUGGGUCUAUUUCUUCUUUUUCGCUGUGGCUAUGGCGUCAAGGCGUUGUGGAUUGGCCCUAUUGUGGGCUGCACGUUGCUGGGGAUUCCGGCGUACCUGUUUGUCUUCCUCUGCCGCAUCAAGUGGGAGCGGCUCCGGCCCUACGUGGAGGCGCCCCCCGGCGAGGUCGUGCUCAGUGUCGUCACCUCUUCGACUGAGCCGUGA